CUUUUUUCUACUCCUAAUAAAUCACCAAAACAAACUAAAAAGCCAGGUAGAAAUUUAAACAAGGAAUACAAAAAGUCUAGAAAAAACUGCAGUGAUUACACAAAUAUACAAGUUCUGGGGGAAUGUAGAAUGAAAUGCAAAACAAAAAUUUGCUUCGAAGAACAAACCAUCCUUUUCAAAAGUUAUUGGAAUGGGGACUAUAACUCACGUCGGCAAAUACUAUCAAGCCUAAUUGACGUUCAGCACAAAAAAACUGCCACCUUAGAUAACCCGAACAUUCCGAAAACACAAAAGUUUGCAAGAAAUGUUUCCUUCAAUUGUAUGGCGAAACAGAACACAGAGAAUCAAAACUAUUUGUAUGUACAAAAUACAACCGAAAUACGGCGGAGUCCCUCCUAAUGACCGCCGAGGAUGGAGUGCUCCAAGCAAUAAGCUUACGGUUGAGAAGCAUAACGAAGUUUUGAACUUUAUAAACUCUAUACCAAAAUAUGAAAGCCAUUACAGUCGGCGUCAUACUACCAAGAUCUAUUUCCAACGAGGACUUAAUCAGGCAUCACUCUAUAGAUUGUAUAAAGAAAAUUUCAGGAAAUAUUUAAAACUUUAGACAUUAAAUUUAAAAAACCCCAGCUUGAUUUAUGCACCCAAUGCGAAACAUUGAAAGAAAAAAUUAAAAACACUGAGAAUAUGGAGGAAAAAGCUGAGAUUACUUUACAAUUAAAAAACCACCAUGAUGCUGCUGAUUUCGCAUAUGACUGUAAGAAAAGGGACAAAUAACUCUCCCGUCAAGAUAAAUCUGUGAAAAUGUUUUCUUUCGACCUGCAGCAGUGUCUGCCAACGCCUUAUUUGAAAGCUUCAAUGCUUUUUUAUAAACGUCCCUUGUGGACCUUCAACUUAACUAUUCAUAAUGGUGCCACCAACAAGGUCAACUGCUACAUUUGGCAUGAAGCUAUUGCGAAGCGCGGAACUAAUGACAUCGGCUCUUGCAUUUAUAAGUGCCUCGCAAGCUUAUCUAAUGACGUAAAGCAUGUCAUUUUAUACAGUGAUUCAUGCACUGGUCAAAAUCGUAACACGUAUAUUUGUGCUAUGUUUGCAAAGGUGUUGGAAGAUCAUCCCACAAUUGAAACAAUUGAUCACAAGUUUCUAGUUGUUGGUCAUACCCAUCUAGAAUGUGGGACAGUUCACGCACAGAUAGAAAAGAAAAAGAAAUACACUUCUGUUUCUAUUCAACAUCCCCAUGACUGGUCAAAUUUAAUUGCUGCUACAAACAAAAAGUAUAUUACUCAGGAGAUGAAGCAAGAAGAAUUCUACAAUUUCAAUGCAUUGAUGAAAGACAAAUAUACCUGGAGAAACAACAACACCGAAGGUGAAAAGUUUGAGUGGAAAUUUAUAAGGUGGUUGCGGUAUGAGAAAAAGGAGCCUGGACUGAUACGCUACAAAUAUUAUUUUGGCUUGGACGAUCCAUUUAAGGAAUUAAACAUAAAAGCACGGUGUCUAUGAGCUUGCAAAAUCGUAUACGGGUCCUCUCCCUAUUUCUGCAAACAAAAAACGCGAUUUGCUAGAUAUGUUGCCGUUGGUCAACCCAGAGCUGCACAGUUUUUACUGAAUUAUUAAAGUUGAAGGAGAAUCCGUGGUUGAAAUAGAUUCAGAUUUGGAUGAAAUUGAAGAAAAUGUCUAAAAAUUUAAUUAAUUAAAGUGCCUAUUUAUUUUAUUGUAUU
This is a messenger RNA of Bactrocera neohumeralis, 1715 nucleotides long. RefSeq lists its product as uncharacterized. The transcript is spliced from 2 exons. The coding region runs from base 802 to 1497 and encodes 231 amino acids. NCBI's taxonomy places the organism in Eukaryota, Metazoa, Arthropoda, Insecta, Diptera, Tephritidae. The record is from RefSeq and is a predicted model, not a curated record.